This is a messenger RNA of Podarcis lilfordi (Lilford's wall lizard), 18539 nucleotides long. The record is from the annotation of a GenBank genome assembly. NCBI's taxonomy places the organism in Eukaryota, Metazoa, Chordata, Lepidosauria, Squamata, Lacertidae.
AUGGAGUACACCGGCAGCUACUACCGAGGGGAGCGCGUCAACGGCAGGUCGGGAGGGAGGCAGGGCGGGCGAGGAAGCGGGGCGCAAGGUGGGGGCCUUCUCCCCACCCCCACUCGAGAAAUGACUCCCGUGUUGGGGGGGGAACACUACGUGUGAAGGGUUUUUUCGCGUGUCCAUGCUAAAAAAAGUACUAUAUGCGAACGGUUUUUCCUGUGUGUUAAAAAAAACAACAACUACAUUUGAACGGUUUCCCCACUUGUGUUUGUUUUAAAAACAGCAAGUCAACGGGUUUUUCCCUGUGUCCGUGUUAAAAACAACAUGUGAGCGGACCACACACACCCCAUGACCGUGUUAAAAAAAACUGUCUGAACGGGUUCCCGUGUCUCUUAAGCAAAAUACCUUACGUGAAUGAGCCCCCCUCCUGUGCUAAUCAAAAUUUUACAUACAUGUAAACGGUUUCAUCCUGUUUUUAAAAUGCCAUGUGUGAACGAUAUCCAGUAUUAGUCAUUCUCAGAGCAGACCCAUUGAUAUCCAUGCAUUUCCAUAGAUAACUUUUCUGAGUAUGACUAAUACUAGUUUCACUCAAAAAAUGGCAAUUCUUUUAACAACAUCAGUGGGUCUACUCUGAGUAUGACUGAGUUAGAUAUCACCCAAUAUUAUUUAUUCUUCUGUGACAGUUGGUUUCAUCUGCUCAGACUUCUUGCUGCUGCUUCUUUUAUUUUUUAUUUACUGUUUUAUGAUUAUCUCCCCCACACUUUUUUUUUUUAAAAAAGCUGAAAAACACUCUGGAUGUUUUGAUAGAAAAGUGGUGCAGAAUGAACAAUCUUAUUACCACCACCACCCCCCUUAGGUGUGCAUGUUGGGACUCCUAAUCUAAACAGGCUGAACCCUUUGUUGGUUGUAUUAAAUUGUAUUCUCCCUGUGGACUUUUCUGCAGGUUGGAGGGCAAGGGCUCUUACACCCUCCCAACAGAAACGAAGUAUGUAGGUGAAAUGAAAGAUGGGAUGUUUCACGGCAAAGGUGUUUUGCACUUCCCUGGAGGAAGCAAAUAUGAAGGGACUUGGGAAAAUGGAAUAUCUAUAGAGGUAUACAGCACAUACAUGUACAUCUGAAGCACUCUUCCCUAUCGUGGUGCCCCUCAGCCUCAGUCACCACCAGAGGAGCCAACUCCUAGGGGCCAAGGUCCCUUCGGCUCCCCCCCCCAAAAAAAUAUUGGAGGCCUCCCCAAAUUGAUGGGCAUUUCCAUUCAAACGGUAUGCAUGUGCCACAUCAUGCGAUCAGUUAUGUGGGACAGGGCUUACCUGCCCCCCCAUAUUUUAUUCAAUUUGGACCCCUGGCCACCACAGCGGGGGUUGAUGGGUGCUGCAGGUCAAAACAACUUCAUUGGUUGCUCAGACUGGGGAAGGCAACCCUGCCUUUCAACUGGGAUCCAUUUCAGAGGCCAUACUGCAGCUGCUCCUCUCUUCAGAGGCUAGGCCAGCUAGGCCAGCAUCCAUUUGCUGGUUUGUUUUAAUUUGCUGUUUUAUUAUGUUAUUUCAAGCUCCCAUUUCUAUUAUUUUUUAUUGCCUUCCCCUCACCCUUAGGCCCAGGGGUAGGCACUAAAAUAAAUAUUAAAAGCAAUUUAAAACAACUUCUAAUCAAUCUGAUCUGAUCCGGGAGGUAUACUCUAACAUUCCUAGGUACCUGUAUCAGCACCCCAUUACCCUUGAGAGCAAAACAGAGUCUCCAUGUUCUCUGGUGUGUUCAUAGACCAUCCGCUGUUUGUGGGCUUCCCAGUGGCAUCUGGUUGAUCACAGUGGGGAAGCAACAUGCUCUGUUCUUUAUCCAACAGAGCUGUCCUUAACCCCAAACUUUCCAUUGCAGGGGAAAUAUACUUUUGCAGAUGGACUGGAGUAUGAAGACAACAAAUGGCAUUAUUGUGAUGGCUAUGACAGAAGGUUUUAUACAGAAAUCUGCAGAGGCCUGAAGCCAGCAGGUACUGCCUUGUUUAAGCUUUUUGAUGUAACAGACCAACUGCAUUAAUUGAGAGGGACUACUUUCUAAGAAGAAGCAGCCUCAAUAGGUGGGCCCUGGGCCACUUCAGGCCCACCCCCCAACCUGCUGGGGUUGGCAGCAGCUAACCAAAUAAAUAGCUGCUGCUUCCUUCCUCUUCGUUGCUAUUUGCUCCCAUACCUGGUUCCACUGCCCACCUUGGCUGCUGUCACCUACUGCUGUGUUUUCAUUGGCUAUUGUGCCCUGAUCCCACAGAUCUGAUGCCUAGGUGGGAUGCAGAGGGCUUUUCUUCAGUAUUAAAAUGAAUGCAUAGCUUUGCUCACAAGGCAUGUACAUGGGAGUCCCUUGAAGCUUUGGAUCAAGAUGAUAUCAUAUCCCCCAAUAUAAGUGAUUAUUUACAGUGGUGCCUCGCAAGACGAAAUUAAUUCGUUCCGCAAGUCUCUUCGUCUUGCGAGUUUUUCGUCUUGCGAUGCACGGUUUCCCAUAGGAAUGCAUUGAAAAUCAAUUAAUGCGUUCCUAGGGAAACCGCCUUCAGACCAGGUCCGGGGACAGUCUGUCCCCGGACCUCUUCUGAAGGCUGGGGGGGGGGCAAGGGCUUUUCUUCCCACCCCCAGCAUUUUAAAAAACCCCGGGACAGCGGAGGACUUCUCCGCUGUCCGGGCGAUCUUAAAAUGCUGGCGGGCGGCAUUUUAAAAUCGCCCCGGGACAGCGGAGGACUUCUCCGCUGUCCGGGGCGAUUUAAAAGCCCCUGGGAAGGCGGGCAGGGGGGACAAAGACUUUGCCCCCGCCAGCCUUCAGAAGAGGUCCUGGACCUCUUCUGAAGGCGGGCGGGGGCAAAGUCUUUGCUCCCCCGCCUUCAAAAGCCCUCCGGGACAGGCAGGCAGGGGGAGCAAAGACUUCGCCCCCGCCCGCCUUCAGAAGGUCUUCCCUCCCCCGCCCGGCUUCGGAGCACCGUCCGAGCCGGGCGGCGGCGGGAGGUCUUCCCUCCCCCGCCCGGCUUCGGAGCACCGUUCCGAGCCGGGCGGCGGCGGGAGGUGUUCCCUCCCCCGCCCGGCUCGGAGCACCGUUCCGGAGCCGGGGCGGCGGGGAGGUCUUCCUCCCCCGCCCGGCUCGGAGCACCAUUCCGAGCCGGGCGGCGGCGGCAGGUGUUCCCUCCCCCGCCCGGCUCGGAGGAGCCUCCGGCCCGGCGGCGGCGGGAGGAGGUGUCCCCGCCCCGCCGCCAGGCUUCGGAGGAGGUCCGAGGACAGUGGGGAAGACGCGCUGCGCUUCCCCGCUGUCCCUGAGAUUUCCUAUGGGCUGUCGUCUUGCGAAGCAAGCCCAUAGGGAAAUUCGUUUUGCGAAGCGCCUCCAAAACGGAAAACCCUUUCGUCUAGCGGGUUUUCCGUCUUGCGAGGCGUUCGUCUUGCGGGGUACCACUGUAUUGGUUAUUCUCCUUAAAGACCUGGAUACUUUAAGUGACUUCUUCAUAUGCUGAUAUCAGCCUGUUUUCAAUUUUAAGGCAUUUCCCAGCUUACAAACCUGGAUCCUCCUCGGGUCAUCCCAGCAGGCUGCUAUGACUGUGGUGACGGCUUCUAUAACCCAAAAACCAGAGUGGUUGUUGAUUACCACCUCCGGUUUCUGAGGAAUGCAGGUAUGGCUUUGUCAAUCAGAUCAGCAAUACAAUAUUUGUGUGCUUACUAUGUACUUCUAAUGGUCUAGUUAUUGAAUCCUAAACCUUCACCAUUAGAUGCAAUUUCAGUUACAAGGAUUCAGGACUUGCAACAAAGAUGUCAGCUAUGGAAAUGGGGGAGGGGGUGACCUUGGGAGCAUGCAAUAUAUAAUUUGGGGUUCAAUUAUUUCUUUCUUAGAAAUUUAGAGGAAAUUGCAAAAUAGAAUUCUGCCAUUUUAUGAUCAGAUCAUGUGUCCAGGAAUAUCAGACUCAGUAGAAGGCAAGGCUGGCCCAAAACAUUUUGGCACCUGAUGCAAACCCCCCACCAGGGAAGAAGGGGUGAGUGAGGAUCUGCAUCAGGAACAAGGCGAUCAACCUUAUCUGGCAGUUGAGAUGGGAAUCACAGGCUGUUGCAGGGCAGAAAGGGGCCUGCUCAGAAUCACGCUUGGCAGGUGCAAAGUCCAGGAGACCCCAGAGGGCAGCUCCCACCAUUUCUUCCCUAGGGGUGGGAGGAGACCAACAGCGUCUCCUGUUCACUGGGCUGCUGCAGAGGCAGCAUUGAAGACGGGUGUGCUGCUAAGGAGGUAGCAGAUCCGGCCUGCAAGGAGUGUGUGGUAGCAGGUGAUGUGUUCCUUGAAGGCCAGAUCUGCUGCACCUAUGGGUCCUGACACCCAAGGCAGUUGCCCCACCUUGCCUCGUGGGUGAGCUGGCCCUGGUGGAAGGCUCAUACAAGAACAAACUGAAUUUGAGAAACUAAUAAUGAAAUAUAAAAGGCAUAUAAAAGCAAAAAAAAAAAAAAUCAGUUCAAUUUGAUACAGAGUAAAGAGCAGGUAAAGGAACAUAAGGUUUGUUGGACGUUUGAGCACAUGGGUUUUAAGACAGCCGGCUCUACAUCUCUUCUUGUUAGACCAAUGUGUCUUAGGUUGCACUCUACUUUACAGCUUCCUGCUGCUCCUCACACUUCUUUCUUGAACUUCAAGAUAAGAGGUCAGGCUGGAACUACAAAGGCAUGGUGGCCAUGUCUUCCUGUAGUCUAGUUGGUUAGGGAAGGGGAGGGAAUUAGAAGUAAAAAAUUAUUGAAAUUUUAGGAUAUGAAAUUCCCCAUCAUCCUGUUCUGCUUUUAUUAAAUUAUGUAAGAGUCAGGAAGGCCACAACAGAAGGAAUGUGUUUUAUAUAUGUUAACAGCAUAUACAGUAAUUUAUGCAAAGAAGUGAAGACAAUCAUCUAUACCCCCAGUAACUGAUUGGCAUGAAAAAGUCUGGGAAUAUGCUCUUAUGGCAAAAUUGGCUUGUUAUUUAAGGAGUAAGCAAGCACAAAUACAAUAUUUAUUUAUGAAGAAACAGAUAAGCUUCAUUCAGUAUUGCCAGUCUAGAGGAUGCAUCCCUAAUACAUUAUUUUGUAAAUCUCUUUGGGUUACCACUUAUAAAGAAAACAACUAAUAAGAGCAAUACAUUAAUAAAUAAUAAGUAAUGUAUGUUAUAGUUUUUCAAUCUCCUGUUCAAUGUUAUGGUUGAGUUUGAAUUAAUAAUUUGGAGAGUGAGUAAAGGAUUGUUUUUCUGAUAAGGCUGAGGAGAAGAAUACUGUUAAAUUUUCCAGAUAAGGCAUAAUGGUACAGGGUAAAAAAAAAAAAGUUGUAUGCAGUGUUAAUAUAUUUAGGAUUUCCUGCUAUCUUUCAAUUCCUUUUGAAUUAGGGAACAAAACCAAGGUCUACAGUUUUAAAACACCCACACCCUUACACCCCCAUAGUUUAACCAUUCUGACAUUUUGUCAAGCUGUAGUUUGCCACAAACCAGGAAACACUCACGGCAGGAUUUUAUUUUUUAACUUUUGCAUCUUGCCCCCCACCAGUUGCUUAAAGGUAAAGGUAAAGGGACCCCUGAUAAUUAAGUCCAGUCGCGAAUGACUCUGGGGUUGCGGCACUCAUCUCGCUUUACAGGCUGAGGGAGCUGGCGUUUGUCCGCUUCCGCAGACAGUUUUUCUGGGUCAUGUGGCCAGCAUGACUAAGCUGCUUCUGGCACAAUGGAACACCAAAACCAGAGCAGCGCACGUAAAUGCUGUUUACCUUCCGGAGCGGUACCUAUUUAUCUACUUGCACUUUGCCGUGCUUUCGAACUGCUAGGUUGGCAGGAGACCAGUUGCUUAGGAAACCAUAUAAGGGGUCACCAUUAUUUUCUCAACAGCCUCCCAGACGCUAGGCUUGUCUUAAAGGGUUUCCCUCAAUUAGCUUCAUGGCUAAGCAAAGGUUUGAGCCUGGGUCUCUACUCACUACACCACACGGCUGUUAGUGUAAGGUUACCAGAUGUCCCCGUUUCCUGGGGGCAGUCCCUGGAUUUACAAAUCAGUCCCCAUACAAAAUCCUGUCAUUCCUAUUGAGGUUGAAAAGUGUCCCCGGAUUCAUUGAAAAAAUCUGGUAACCUUAACUUAGUGGCCUUUGUAGUGGGUGAGGCAGGGAGCAGGGAAUAAGUGUGGAGUUUGUGGCGUAAUCUCUACUUCCAGCUGCUAAGCACGAGCAGAUCUAAAUGGCUCCUGGUGGCACUAGCCCAAAAUACUGGAAUGCAGUGGCUCUGCUGAUGCAUAUGAUAAGCACACGCUUUCCAAAAACACAGGAACCUAGACAGAUCAACCCAGGCGGGAACGCCUAGGAAUUCCUUUUUUUUUUAAAUCUCCGCUUUGAACUCUCCUUUGUUACACUUUAUUACUAUAAACUUACAACAGUAUCAGCCCCGAUUAAAUGGCCCAUUGUAUAUGUCCCGUUUUGCAAAGCAAUUGUCUGCCGAGUGUCCAGGAGGGCCCCCAGGCUCUUUUUGCUUUGAGGACAUGGGUGUGAAGAUGGGAUGCAGCUCAGGAGUCCAUCCCUUCCUUUAAGGGCACCAACACAAUUGAAAGAGCCAGGGCUUGCCUGACAUCAGAGGAACUCCAGUAGCCCCAAGAGAAGUCGUUCAAGGCUCAAGGCCACAGAGGUGACAAAAUAGGCGGGUAAAUAGCCAGGCUGUGUGCGAAAGAAGCCAAGGAAGUGGUCGGGAGCGAGAGGGAACAGAUCCAGGACUGCUUCUUUACAGGAAAGGCAGGAAAACCCCGUCAGGCUGCUGGCCAGGUCUUGGAAGCAUCAAAAGCAGAUGGCAGGAAACAUUCAGAAACCUUUGGCAAAACCCUGGUGGGCUUGCUUAAAUUAUGCCGUUUUCCUAAAGAGCUGGGCUCGAGAUCAGAUCAGCUUUUUCUUAGCCUCAUGCUUUCUUCCUCUUUCCUCUGCCAACUUGAGAUCACAAACGUUGGGAUAGGAGACCCUUCAAAGGUGAGAAGUGAGAUUCUAAAGGGGGGGAAACAAGUCCUGAAUGGGUCUUCACUGCUGCUCAGUACCAUCAUAUAUAGGUAGAUAGAUGGGUUUCAUUAUUUGCUAUAUUUUUGUUCUGCUUUUCAAUCCAUUACUGUCUCCCAAAGCAGGUCACAUCACUAAAACAAAGGCAGGGAGAAGGGAAAGACAAGCCCUGCCAUAAGGCUUACAAACCAGAAAAACAAGGAAAGGCAAAUGGAGAGGAGCAGGAAGCAGUUUCCCUAUAGCUGCUCCUUUGGCUGAUUGGCAAGGCCAGGCUUUGCUCCAUUCCUUGAUGUUUUUCCUGGGAGGCAGCACGUGCAGCCUCCCAGUGGCCUUAGGUCCCUUUGCGAAUGGCAGAAGCAGUGUGUGAUAAAUACUUUGAGGUCACAGAAUGUUCACAAAUAUUCUAACAGCUGGGGAAGAACGUUCAAUAUUUUGACUGCUUACCAAGCAAUGCAGCUCAGCUCCUACGAGAGCCGUAGGAGGUUUGUUAGGUCAGGAUGAAAAACAAAGUUGCAGAGGAAUUCAGGACAGAAGGAUCUGGGUAUUGGUGUCAGGAAGGAGGGCAGAGUCAGAAAAUUGAGAGGUUGUUGGUAACAGGAUGCAGCUAAGUGGCAAUGCAGAACAUGCUGGGAUAGUGGCUGAGGAAGCCUUGUGCUUGAGAAACGGGAGCCUGUGAAGGUGAUAGGUGGAAGAAUCAGAGGCUGAGGUAAAGAGGCUUUUUGGAUUGAAGAGUGUAUGAGAAUCUCAGAGCCUACAUACCUGAAAGGCUGAAAGAAGAAUGGGAAGCUGCCUCGUACACGGUCAGACCACCAGUCCAUCUAUUGCUAACUGACUAGAAGCUGAUUUCCAAGGUGCCCAGGAGGUCCCAUUUCCAGCCCUACCUCCCAGAGUAGCUGGGGGGCUGAACCGGGGACCAUCUCCAGGCAAAGCUCUGCAGCUUAAAUAUGACCCUUCUUGUAAAAAGAGCACCUGCUGUUGCAAUGGCUCCAACCAAGGUCAUGUGUGAAUGUCCUUCCAUCAUGCUACUUUCUCUCACCCUCCCAUGUUGGUCCAGUUUGCACGUAACCGCAAACCGUACACCACAGGCCUUUCAGUCCCAUGCAUGGGCGGCACGAAGGCUGAGCCCCUGUUCCUGCCUUGCCUGCACUGGCACAUGCCUCCCCUCCCUCCGGCGGCUCCUGAGAGCACACCUGUGCCUUUAGAAAGCAGAGAGUGCGCGAAGUGGCCCUUGAAACACAGGACAAUUUAGUCAUUUAUAUGCCAGUUGCCUUUUUUCUUCAUUGCUGUUCCAAAUUCAGAGGAGGUCCGACUCCUGCAAAUGUGAACUCCUUUGACAGCUCUCCAGGAAUGAAAAAAAGGAAUGCAUUAAAAAACAAAAAAAUAAAUAUAGUUAUUUAGACACUUUGCAAAUGAAAUACACUGGGUUUUUGAUCAAUCACCUCAAGUUCUUCACUGCUUAUUUUUAUUUGAUUUUUUUAAAAAAAAAAUGCUAUACUAUAACUCUUACUUGCUUUUGUAUAUAUAAUCAUUGUGAAUUACAAGCCGUGUGAAAGAUUUUAGCUCUGGGGCAUUUGCCAGAUGGUUGAUUUUGCUUUUUUUUUUCACAUGACAAAAGACAUAAUGUUUGUGGCAGGCCCUGAGAAAUUGUUGGUAAUCAGUGUAUUCUUCAAAGGAACGGGCGCCAGACCUGUUUGCAAGAAUGUUCAGCUUUUGCAGAAAUUAAUUGUGAGCACUUUUAGUCUCUGCUCCUGAGCAUGGAACAAAACCAAAUUGUGCCAAUUGUUUUGCUGGUUUUCCAUCACAUAGCUACGUGAGCAGAGGAGAGGUAGAUGGGACAUGGGUUGUUCUUGUUUUUAACAUGCUAUAGUUUGCUGCCCAUUUAUUGAUCAUUUUUCUGCUUGGGCUGGGAAUGUCAAAAAUAUUGCCAUACAGUUCAAUGCAUAAACCUAAUGCUUGGAAGCGCCGCUUGGUGGUUUUGGGAUGUGGGCAGCUGCUUUAUUGCCCAUUGCUAUGACUGGCAGUGGCUCUCUAGAGCCUCAGGCAGAUAAAGGUCUCUCCCAUUUCUUACUGCUGAUCCUGUAUUUAUUUAUUAUUAGAUUUAUAUCCCACUCUUUCUCCAAAGACUUCAAGGUGGCAUAAACACCACACUCUUCUAAGUACCCUCCCUAUUUUAUCCCCACAAUGACCCUGUGAGGUAGCUUAGGCUGAGAGUGCGUGCCUGGCCAAGUGGGAAUUCGAACCCUCGUCUUCCAGGCCCUAGUCCAGCACUCUAACCAUUGUGUUGCACUGGCUUUCAUUGGAGAUGCUGGAGAUUGAACCUGGGACUACAGGUUUUGGACUACAGCUCCCAACAGGCCCAGCCAGGUUGGGCAUCUUGGACUACAAGUUUAAAGUCCAAAGCAGCUGAGGGGCACCAGUUUGGUGAAAGCUGCCGCUGAACACCCUGCAUCCUGGGCCAUACUGCCCACUCACUACAUGAGAGAUUAAUGGCUGACCUUAUAGCAAUGACAAGAGUUUCAGACCUUCCACACAGAACUCCCUGCUCCAACUGCCAGCAUUUCUCCAAGGCUCAGCAGGGGUAACUUGAAACCCUUUAACCAGAAAUGGAACCUUUUUUGUAAUUUUUCUAAGUGCAGAGCAUUUUAUAUAAGAAACAAAGCAAUAUUUAAGAUCACAGCCCAUCUAAGCAUGCUGAUGAAUCAUCUCCUGAGUUUUAAAAAAUGACCAUGGAGUUGUACCAUAUAAAUAUAUGAAUGCAAAAAAUCUAUCUACUCCUAGGAUUUAAAGAAAGUUUCAUUAGUAGGAAGAACUCCCUUUACUUUGUCUUGGCCCGUUGUCAGAGCUCACUGCUGAAGCAACAGUUCUCUCUAAGCUCCCGCCUUCCUGAACUGGGGGAACAGAAACCCCGUAUUUGAUCUCCUCUUGUCUUGCCUUAAAAUACAUCUUUGGGAGCUGUCUCUUAGCAACAGCCAGCAAGGGAAGGCUAGUCUCCAUUGUGGGCUGAGCACCACUCCAUUGCCCCAGAGGACCUUAGUGCUGCUAGUAGGCACAGACUGAAGGACAAGCUCAGUGAUGAGGGCAGGCAAUGCCACCUGAAUAAUCCUGGCACCAGCAUAUCAGUUCCUGAUAUCAGACUUAACAGUGAUUUUUAUUGUUAGAACCUUUUGUGAGGCACUUCUAAGAGAUUCCUGGGGAUAGAAAGUCAGAUACAAGUAUUCUAAAUAAAUAACAGCACCUGUAACAGCACCUCUCCUGGCCAUCUUUUCUACUCAUCUCCUAUGGCAAUGUUGCUGAACUGACUCCCAACACAUGUGGCCACUGAAUAUGCAUUCAGGAGCUGAUAGAAAUUGUAAUUCAGCAACAUCUGGAAGGCCAGAGGCUCCCCAUCCCUGCUCUAUGGGCUCAUCUUCCUGGCAAUACAUAUAUUUGAGCCAUUUUCAAAGCAGGCCUCCCUGGGGAGAUGUGAAGGGGAGGAAUUUAAGCAUCUCCCCACCACACUUCCAGUGUGUAUCAUGGAGGUGAUAGCCACCCACCAUUUCCCAAAAAAAUCCAUAGAGAUCUCUUCGAAGCAGGCACCUUCUAGGUUAAGGGGUUCCACAGAGGAUGCUUUGUCUGAGAGCCCCCAAAAUUCUGGUGCUGGUUUUAUGUUUUAAAUCACAUGAGUGGGGACCUGUGGACUCCCAACCUGUUGUUGGACUCUCAUCCACCCCAGUCAAGAUGGCCAGUGCUCAGAAUUCCACUCAUUCUCUAGAACACCCAUGUGCUGUUCAUGAAGCAGAAACAGUGGCAAGCUUUACACACCUCCUGAAGACACAUCUGUUUAAACAAGCAUUCCCGGGCCUAUAAAAUUCAUCACAUUGUUCUGUUCUAUUAUUUAUCAGUAUUUAACUCAAUGUUUUAUUGAUAGCUUCUCUGGUUUAAUGAUGUAUUCCUUUGUACCUUUGGCUUUAAAUGUUGUACAUACAUUCUUCUUUUAAUUAUCUUUCUGCGUUUCAUGUAAACUGCUUAGGGAGUUUGCAUAUUAAGUGGUUUGUAAAUGAUGAUGAUAAUGUUGACGAAGAUACUGGGUAACAGGGCUGGGAACAACCUCAGCCUGACACCGUGGGGAGCGGCUGCCAAUCACAGUUGACCAAGAGUCUGUCCUGGGCAAGAUGGCAAGAUCUGAAUUCUCCCAGUUUCCGGACCUUAAAACAAUUGCUGCUAUGAAACCUGCAAAGGUUUAAGUUCCAAUCCUCGGCUUGCCAAGAAUAACAGGGAGUGUUUGGGUUUUAGCUCUCCCAGUGCAGAUGCUGAGAAGAUUGUGAUGCAUGCUGCUUUACAGCUUGUGGGCAACUGCGCCGUGUAACAUUAACAAGUGUAAAAAAUGUCAUCCAGGCUGGGAAUUUCCUUUUAAUGGGCAAUUUGGAAUUGUAUGAGUUAAAUGGAAAUGAGAGAGUAAAGCAUUAUGGGGUGAAGGUUAAUUGAGUAUUUUAAAGUUUCCGCUUGUCAGCCAAGUUGCAGUGGAGUAUAGUGGGUGGGUGGGUGGGGUUCCAUGAGUAGGCAUGGCCCUGGGCUGGAGAAGUGUCUUCAUGCUUCUCCAGUGUGAAGAAGUUUCACAGGACAUUUCCCAAAAUCACUAUUUAAAAAUGCACUAUUUUGAUUUUGCUUUUAAGUGCUUUCUGGGACAGGGAAGUUCCUGGAUUUUUAAAGGUUCGUACAGAUCGCAUUUACCCCAUUUCUCUUAUAAAAGCAAGCCGCAGAUGGGGCCCCACCGUUUCUUCAUAGUGCAAGGACCUAUUUGGGUAGCUUAGGGAAGAGGUAGAGUUCUGCAGACUUCUUAAUUAAGAAAAAACCCAAGUAGUGUUAAGGGGGAGGGGACAUGAUUGAGGUUUGUAAAUUAAUACGUGGAGCAGAGAAAUGUAUCUUUUCCAUCCUUCCCCCUAUAACAGUAUAGCUUAGGAAGUCACUCAGUUGAAUUGAUUGCCAUUCAGUUCAGGAGAGACAGCCACAACAAAAGAACUUCUUCAUAAAGUGCAUCAUUAACUUACAAACUUUACAGCCACAAGGUGUGGUAAUGACCCCAAGCUUAAAUGCUUUUGAAAGGGAAUUUGACAGACUCAUGGAGGUCUGACCACAGAAUUUGUAAAUGAUGGCUAGAUAAAACCCCCAGUUUCAGAGGCAGUGUACCACUCCAAAUCAGCUCAUAGACUCAUAGAACUGGAAGGGAACCUGAGGGUUAUCUAGUCCAAUCCCCUGCAAUGCAGAAUCUCAACUAAAGCACCGAUGACAGAUAGCAUCCAAUCUCUGCUUAAAAACCUCCAAGGAAAAGAGAGUCCACCCCCUCCUGAGAGAGUCUGUUCCACUGUUGAACAGCUCUUAAACUGUCAAAAGGUCUUCCUGCUGUUUAGUCAGAAUCUCCUUUCUUGUAAAUUAAAUCCAUUUGUUUGGGUGUCACGCUCCAGAGUAAGAGAAAACAAACUUGCUCCAUCUUACUUGACAACUCUUUAGGUAUUUAAAGAUGGCUACCUACCCUCAGUCUGCUCUUAUUCAGGCUAAACAUACCCAACUCCCUCCACCAUUCCUCAUAAGGCCUGAAUUCCUUGAUCAACAUGGUCACCCGCCUCUUCACGUGUUCCAGUUUGUCAAUAUCCUCCUUACAUUGUGGUGCCCAGAACUGGACACAGGACUGCAGGUGUGGUCAGACUCUGACCAAGGCAGAAUAGAGCAGCUCUAUUACUUCCCUUGAUCUGGACAAUAUACAGUACUUCUGUUGAUGUAGUCUAGAAUAGCGUUAGCUUUCUUCCUUUUUUUUUUCUUCUUUUUUUUUUGCUGCUGCAUCACGUUGUGAUCCUUUUCACAUGUACUGAUGACAAGCCAGCAUUUGCCAUCUUAUAUUUGUACAGCUAGUUCUAGAUGCCUAAGUGCAGAAUGUGGCAGUUGUCCCCGUUGAAAUUCAUUUUGUUAGCUUGUGCCCAGUUCUCCAGUCUGUUAAAGUCAUCUUGAAUCCUAAUUCUGUCUUCUGCGGCAUUAGCUAUCCCUCCCAGUACGAUGGCACCUGCAAGUCGAAUGAGCAUCCCCUCAGUUCCUUCAUCCAAGUCAUUUAUAAAGACACUGAGCAACAGCAGGCCCAGGACAGAACCCUGCAGCGCCCGACUUGUCACUUUCUCCCAGGAUGACUAGGAACCAUUAGUGAGCACUAUUUAGAGUCAGUCAGUCAAUCAUACAAUCAUAUCAUAGAUUUAUAUCAUAUAUAUUAUUCAAUCAUAUACCCUACAACCAUAGCAUAUAUAAUAUCAUAUCACAGAUAUUAUCCUAUAAUGCAGUCAUAUAUCAUACUGUAAGGUAAAGGUACCCCUGACCGUUAGGUCCAGUCGCGGAUGACUCUGGGGUUGCACGCUCAUCUCUAUAGGCCAAGGGAGCCGGUGUUUGUCCACAGACAGCUUCCGGGUCAUGUGGCCAGCAUGACUAAGCCGCUUCUGGCAAACCAGAGCAGCGCACGGAAACGCCAUUUACCUUCCCUCCGGAGCGGCACCUAUUUAUCUACUUGCACUUUGACGUGCUUUCAAACUGCUAGGUUAGCAGGAUAUCAUACUGUACUGCCAUAUAACAGAAUAUCAUACAAUCAUAUCAUAUCAUACAUUCAUAUCACACAGUCACAUAAUCAUAUCAUACAAGCGAUCAUAUACAAUCAUACCAUAGCAUAUCAUAUCAUAUGAUCGUUCAAUCAUACAUUUUCAUUCCUAGCUUGUGAACUUCCUGGAGGAUCUGGUUGGUGACUGUGGAAAGCAAGAUGCUGGACUAGAUGAACCUUUGGUCCUGCCUAGGAGGGCUGUUCUUAUGCACGUGAGAACUGAUUCAGAGCAAGUGCUCUGCUGCAAAGAUCGCCCUAGCAUGGGGCCUUCUUUUUAUCCCCAAGGUUAGCCUGAGCUCCUCUGGGGGCCAGAUGUCCAGGCCCAAGGGUGGAAAAGUACUGCAGGCAGCAAGCGACCAAGGUAAAAAUUGAGUUUUGGAUUGGCGAGGAAGUUGGAGACUGGUACCAUGGUCUGUGGUGUAGGAGAGAGAAUAUAAGGAGAUAUGAACCUACCUUAUUUCAAGUCAGGCCAUUGAUCCAUCUGGCUCAGUAUUGUCAAUGCUGAGUGGCGGCAGCUCUCCAGGGUAUUAGGCAGGGGACAUUUCUGCCCUACUUGCAAAAUUGUGCUUUGACCAUGGCUUGAUUUUGGGAAACAAAACUGACCCAGAGAGAAGCUGGUGCUUGGAUGCACCUUCCAGGGAUUCUGGGCAGAUCUUCACCUGGCCUGCUGACACCUGUCAUACUUCCUGGGCUAGUGUAGAAUGCCUUGGAACAUCCACCAUUGCUUUAUCUUUUUAUUGCUAAGUAUUCCUGGGUGGCCCAUUUCUCCUUUCUACAGAGAGCAACUUUCUUUUGUUGCUUCACGCGCUGAAGUCCUUCCCUGCCCCCCACCCAUCCCCAUCUAAGGGAUUUCUACUUCACCAUGAACUGGGGCCACCAAAAAGGGGACAAUGGAGAAAGAAAGAACUUUUAAAAGAUGAAACGAGCAAGCGUGGAUUUGAUUCUCACCCACAAUGUGGAGAGCUGCCUAAUUGCGCCGGGGUGAUAAUUUCCAGUUGAUUAAAGAGUAUUUGUAUUCUUUCUCUCCCCACCCCGACUCCCUACCACCACAUUUAACCCCCCCCCAAAAAAAAACCCCAGAGGAAAUCACAUAUGAAGGUAAAGAUGUGCUUUGGUGUUCGCAUUAAUAUAACCCAACAAUUGCCUUUGCAAAAAGAAAAAAAAAAGUAAUUACAACUUGCUGUCUGGGGAGCACUAAUCAAACUCCAGGCUUUAAUUCUGCUUUAAAUAUGGAUGAAACACAACUCUCCAUGCUCACCCUGGUGUUGUGGGGUUAUGGAAGCCACCGGGGAUGGCACGAGGGGAUCUGCGUGGUUAACAAGCAGCUGCUGCCAAGCCAGAUCGGCAUCUGUGAUUUAAAUUGUUAGCUGCACAGUCAGGUAAAGUGUAAAAAGGGUGGUCGAGAGGCUGUUAAGUCCCUGGCCGCCAAUUACGAACAAUCAAGGAGGAGCCUGAACAUUCGCUUAGUACAAUAAACCCAGUUUGUCUUGUUUCAGGGGUGACUGCUGAAGAGGCUGCAGCUGCACUGAUUCAAAUACCCAGCAACUACAGUGAUUAUCAGGCAGCCUCCUCCUUUUAGGGUGGCAGAAGUAGUAUGCUCAGCCCAUCUCUUUUAACUCUUUAGUUUCCAACAGGUUUGAGCCUCUUCUCAUGCUGCCAGGGCCCUGCAGACCUGUGGUAUCAUGGUCCCAAGUCAUUCAGCACAGAUUUGGUCAAGGAUUCUCUUCCAAAUACAUGGGCAUUGGAACUUAAAGGUGUAUGUGAUAAUAACUUUAUGACAGUGGGAGCUGUUCGACAGUGGAACAGACUCCCCUGGAAGGUCUUGGACUCUCCUUCCUUGGAGGUUUUUAAGCAGAGGUUGGCUGGCCAUCUGUCAUGGAUGGUUUAGUUGAGAUUCCUGCCUUGCAAGGGGGUUAGACUAGAUGAGCCUCAGGGUCUCUUCCAACUCUACAAUUCUGUGAUUCUAAGAAGAGACCCCCAAAGGCCCAUUUGGUCCAGCAUUCUGUUUUGCACAGUGGCUAGUCAGGUGCCUGCAGGAGGACAAAGGCACAAGCCCUACCUCAUUGACUUCCUCAGCUGGUAUUCUAACUGGUACUGAACAUGGACAUUUUUUAUAGAUCCUCACCACAACUCUUGGAUUGAGAGAGGCCAGACUUAUCCUACCACAAGAACAGAGGAGCUUGGAAAAUGCCUUGUGUUCCAUCAUUUUGGCUAGUCAAGAACCAUUCCCAUUCGUGGUGACUGAAACAGCUCCCCAGGCUUUAAAUGUGACACAUCUUUGCCUUCCAGGUUCUACCAAAUCUGAAGCAUGUCUCUGGUUUGCGAUACCCCACAUCUUACAGAUAAACACCAGUGCACACAAGCUGUCUGGAAAGCAGUUGAAAGACAAGCUUAACCUCAGUUGUGAUUUGCAGCCCUUGGGUGAUUGAGUAAUCCAGUGUUUCUCAACCUUGGUUCCCCAGCUGUUGCUGGACUGCAGCUCCUAUCAUCCCUGACCACGAGUCCUGCUAGCUAGGUCUUGAGCAGAGACUUUUUCCACUCAAUAUCUUCUAACUGGGAGCAUCAGGUCUUAUGCCUGCAAAUAACGCCUUCAAGCAUGGAGGCCAGAGCAGGUACCUUACUUGAAAAGAAAGCAAUGCUAUGUUUCACCCAACUUAAUAAUUGAGCCAUUUUGGAGGAAGCUGUAUUAUACUGAGUCCAACCAUUCAUUCAUCUUAGCUCUGUAUUAUCUACAAUGACGGGUAUAGCAUGAGACUCUUAAUCUCAGGAUCGUGGAUUCGAGCCCCACAUUGGGCUAAAAGUUGCCUGCAUUGCAGGAAUUGGACUAGAUAGCCCUUGUGGUUCCUUCCAACUCCACAAUUCUGUGGUUCUAUGACCGGCAAUGGCUUGCCAGGAUUUCGGAUGGAGGUCUUUCCCAGUCCUCCCUGGGGAUGCCAGGGAUUGAACUUGGGGCUUUUGCAGGCAAAGUGGGUGCUUUGUCACUGAGGUUUUGAAGGAGUGUGGUUCAGUGGAUUGAUUGUUAGCAGCACCCGCAGAAGCCUGGCUUCAGAUCCCUGGCUCGGUUGCAAAGCUCACGGGGUGACCUUGAGCCAGUCAUUCACUCCCAGCCUGGCCUUCCUCACUGGGCUGUAGGAGAGAGAAGAAAAGGAGAGGCCUCCAUAUGCAUAGCCCUGAGCCUCCUGGCAGGAAGGGCAGGAUGCUGACGUGGCAAAUAGUGCCGUAAUUUAAGACGAUUCGGCUUGCUGUGGUAUGGGGUUUACUUAAACAAGGGGGUAUGGAGCAAGGGUUUGGAUAGGGAAAUGUAAUCUCCAAUGCCAACUUUUAAAGGGUGCAUUCUGCUGGGCAAUUAUGCUGAUUGAGCCUGCUAAAAUGAAUAGGGGCUGCAAGAGAGCACCAUUAUUUCCAUUAAUUUCAACCGAACUUGCAUUUAAUAACUUUUUGCCCCAAAGGUGGUUAGGCUGCAGUGCUACACAUGCUUAUUUGAAAACAAAUCCUGUUGAAAUUGAUGGAACAGAAAAAAACAUUUUGAGCUGAAGCGUUAGCAUUGCGUUUGGCUGCAGCUGCACACAAAUAUGAGAAUAAGGUCUGCUUAUAACUGGAUGAAACAAGGAGUGAGGUCACACAUAUUGUCUCUAGCAUUCUUAGAGGAGGAGGGGAAGAAUAAAGCCCUGAUUUCAACAAGACCUACGUGCCAGUAGAUCUGGGAUGGUGGUAUAAUUUUAUGCUAACAGUAGGGCUUUAACCUUUAAUGGGUUAAACAGAUCAGUCAACUAACACUUUGGUCAGUGGGGUCAUCCACACUUCUACUUGACUCAGUAUUUGUGUACCAUUUAAUUCCUGCCCACCCCCCACCCACCCUGGUCCAAGAGCUUUUCUUGUUAUUCUGCAACUGUUCCUUGCUAAAAUCUGAUCUUACCCGCUGAAUUGAAGCUUGGUUAAGCAAAAUCUCUUUUCAGGUUUUCCGUGCAUCUAAGAAGAUCUGAAUCACCAGGUAAGAUCUGAUUUUCAUAAGGCACAGCUACAAAAUGACAAGAAAAGCUCUCGAACUCAGAGGAAUUAAUCAGUACAUAGUACUAUCAAAAUACGGGCCAAGCAAAAAUGUAGAUGAGCCCAAUUAAUCUGUGUGUAACAAUCCCAAUUGGUGUGUUGAAGACACUAGUUUCUUUUUUGAAACCUUUCCAAUUUAAAAUUCUUGAAUGAAAAUAAUUAAAAUAUUCCUUCUGACAAUGUGUGGUAGAUCUCAAUGAUUUAAUCCAGUCUUUGCCAACCUGGUGUCUUCCAGGUGUUUUGGACUACAACUCUCAUCAGCCCCAGCCAACAUGCCUGUAUAAUGCUGGGGCUAAUGGGACUUGUAGUCCAAAACAUCUGGGGGCACCAGGUUGGUGAAAGCCAAUUUAAUCAAAUUAUCUUGCACUUGCUUGAGGAUGCCAAACAAAGGCACCUGUGUCAAAAUUUUGGCACUCUGCAAAAUGAUUUAAAUUAAUGAAUUGAGCAGUUUAAAAAGAUUAUAUCAAAUCGACAAACCUUGUAAAUGUGAGCUAUUUUUACAUGCCACCCAAAAUACUGGUUUUGUUUUUAUUGUAACAAGAGUCACAAAGGUUUGGUGAUAACCUGAAAUUGUUUUCUUCUGUGUUUUUCCUUCCUGUACCUUCAGAAGUUUCAGGGACUGUUGUGGCUCUGAUCUGUGCUCAUUUUUAUUGCUUACCAGCAUCUAACAUGAACUGUUCCCCCCAUAUGACAGGAAUACAAUGAACAUCUUUGAUUGGAACACCUUUUAAAUGCACCUUUGUCCAUUUGGCAAAAAGGGGCAUCCAAUAAGGCAAGGAGGGCAGUCUGAAUUGACUCAUUAUUGAUGCUUCUUUUGUUUCUCACCCCCCCAUCCCACCCCCUCAGAUGAUGAUGAACAUGACUGGAUUGUUAGGACCUGUCGGAAAGGUUGGGACGAGAUCACUGGUUUCAAGCCAAAGGAGUAA